UUGACCGAAAUUCUCACUUCUGAUUUCUGUCUGUAGAUACCAAGACCCACGGGCCGUGAACUUUGUGAGUGAAAACUGAAAAGAGCAAACUCAGGGAAGAAGAAUCCAAUCAAGAAAGAGAAGCAGCAAAGCGAAGAGGGGACUGAGAAAGCUCUCUGCCUCUGCCUCUGCUGUGGUCAAAAAAGUGAUUCACCCAAGUAUGUAUCCCCAGCAGCAACUCGGCCUCUGAGCCUUGACGUGUUCAAAAACCAAAACCCCCAGCUCCUUGCCUCCUCAACCCUCAGAUCAGCCGAGCUUCUUCUUCUUUUCUCGCAGAUCCGCCACCUCCCGCCCUUCUCUUCUAUUACCAUCUUCUAUAAGGCACUUGAAGACCAUAAUCCAAGGCUAAGCAGGGGUACUGCAGUUUUCUGAUGCCUGGCAUAGCUUGACCAAUACAGCAUUUCUAUGCUUAUUACUGCAAUAGAAAAUAUGGGCUUACUCUGUAGUAGACACCAAGAAUACAAUCAAGCUGAUUCUGAAGAAAAUGCACAGACUGCAGAAAUAGAAAGAAGAAUAGAGCAAGAAACUAAAGCUGAGAAGCAUAUCCAGAAACUACUUUUGCUUGGUGCUGGAGAAUCAGGGAAGUCCACUAUCUUUAAGCAGAUAAAACUCUUGUUCCAAACUGGGUUCGAUGAAGCUGAGCUGAAGAGCUACAUACCAGUCGUCUAUGCCAAUGUCUAUCAGACAAUAAAAACAUUGUAUGAUGGAUCAAAGGAGUUGGCGCAAAAUGAAGCAGAUUCCUUAAAGUACGUUAUAUCUGCUGAAACAAAGGAUGUCGCAGAGAAACUUUCAUCAAUUGGAGGCAGGUUGGAUUACCCUCAUCUUAGCAAAGAAUUGGCACAGGAGAUUGAAACUCUCUGGAAGGAUGCCGCAAUACAGGAGACAUACUCACGCGGUAAUGAAUUCCAAGUUCCAGAUUGUGCCCAUUAUUUUAUGGAAAAUUUGAGUCGAUUAUCUGAUACAAACUAUGUUCCGACAAAGGAGGAUGUUCUUUUUGCAAGAGUUCGUACUACUGGUGUUGUAGAAAUCCAGUUCAGCCCUGUGGGAGAGAACAAGAAAAGUGGUGAAGUGUAUCGGCUUUUUGACGUUGGAGGCCAAAGAAAUGAGAGAAGAAAGUGGAUUCAUUUGUUCGAGGGUGUUUCGGCUGUGAUAUUCUGUGCUGCUAUUAGCGAGUAUGAUCAAACUCUUUUCGAGGAUGAAAACAAAAAUAGAAUGAUGGAGACCAGAGAACUCUUUGAGUGGGUCCUAAAGCAACGUUGUUUUGAGAAGACAUCAUUCAUGCUGUUUCUCAACAAAUUCGAUAUAUUUGAAAAGAAGGUUCUGAAUGUUCCUCUAAAUGCAUGCGAGUGGUUUAAAGAUUACCAACCAGUUUCAACGGGAAAACAAGAAAUUGAGCAUGCAUACGAGUUUGUUAAAAAGAAAUUUGAGGAGUUGUACUUCCAGUGCACUGCCCCUGAUCGCGUGGAUCGAGUCUUUAAGAUCUAUAGAACCACUGCACUUGAUCAGAAACUUGUGAAAAAGACAUUCAAACUGGUGGAUGAAACUUUGAGGAGGAGAAACCUUUUUGAAGCAGGUCUGUUGUGACCUAGAAGGUUUCUCAAGAGAGUGUCAAAUUCUCAAAUAUUCUGGAGAGAGAUUUAUCAGGUUUUUUUAACCCCAUCUAUGAUAGGCUAUUGGCACAUCUUAAUCCACAGGUUAAAAUUUUUGCAUUUCAUUCUUUUAGCAAUUUACUUACUAGGUAAAGUUGAUUUUUCCUUA
Molecule: messenger RNA, 1797 nt
Organism: Coffea eugenioides
Lineage: Eukaryota; Viridiplantae; Streptophyta; Magnoliopsida; Gentianales; Rubiaceae
Product: guanine nucleotide-binding protein alpha-1 subunit
Exons: 15
Coding region: 445-1623 (392 amino acids)
Biological process (GO): adenylate cyclase-modulating G protein-coupled receptor signaling pathway
Cellular component (GO): heterotrimeric G-protein complex
Molecular function (GO): G protein-coupled receptor binding; guanyl nucleotide binding; GTPase activity
Source: RefSeq, a predicted model, not a curated record